This is a messenger RNA of Lagopus muta (rock ptarmigan), 2577 nucleotides long. It is a transcript of the gene TTPAL, whose product is annotated as alpha tocopherol transfer protein like. The transcript has 5 exons. Gene Ontology annotation, molecular function: phosphatidylinositol bisphosphate binding. Gene Ontology annotation, cellular component: membrane. Bases 300 to 1319 code for a protein of 339 amino acids. NCBI's taxonomy places the organism in Eukaryota, Metazoa, Chordata, Aves, Galliformes, Phasianidae. The record is from RefSeq and is a predicted model, not a curated record.
GCGGGCGGGGGCCAGGCCCCGAGCCGGCAGGUGAGCGCUCCGGAGGCCUGUGCCCGCCGCUCGGACGGGUGCCGGCCCUGAGCGAACGGCGCUCGGGGAUGGAACCGCCUUGUUCCGCUCCCGGCCCGGGCGGCAGGAGGCGCGCCGCGCUCCGGACUUUCUCAUCUCGCCCUUCUCCCCUCGUUGCUGGGUUUAGGAGCAUCCCGUUCGUUUGGCUGUGGUUUCCAGUUGGACGCUGACGGAAGUACGUGUUAAGACAAGCCCUGCGCCGUGCAGCAAAGCCGUAUUGCUGCCACGUGAUGUCAGGGGACAGCGACUGCACGAGGACGAGUCCAUCCGCGGGGUCUCUGUCAGACACCGAGUUGCUGCCGGAUCGGCCGAAGUAUGUUUGCUCGCUGUCUCCUGAUCUCGUUACCAAAGCCCGGGAGGAGCUCCAAGAGAAACCUGAAUGGCGGCUCCGAGACGUGCAGGCGCUCCGAGACAUGGUGUGCAAAGACUACCCCUCCCUGGGGACCUGCCUGGAAGAUGCCUUUUUGCUCAGGUUCCUCAGAGCCAGGAAAUUCGAUUACGACCGAGCGCUCCAGCUCCUGGUGAAUUACCACAGCUGCCGGAGGAGCUGGCCUGAGGUCUUCAACAACUUGAAGCCUUCUGCAAUAAAGCCUGUCCUGGAGUCUGGUUUUGUCACUGUGCUGCCCCACCGGGACCCAGAGGGACGCCACAUUGUCUGCAUCCGUCCAGACAGAUGGACACCCAGUAAUUAUCCGAUUACUGAGAACAUUCGUGCCAUAUACUUAACGUUAGAAAAACUCAUUCAGUCCGAAGAGACCCAGGUGAAUGGAAUUGUAAUCCUGGCAGACUACAAAGGAGUCAGCUUAUCUAAGGCGUCUCAUUUUGGUCCUUUUGUAGCCAAAAAAGUGAUUGGAAUUCUUCAGGAUGGAUUUCCCAUUCGAAUAAAAGCUGUUAACAUAAUUAAUGAACCUCGUAUAUUCAAAGGCAUUUUUGCCAUCAUCAAGCCUUUUCUGAAGGAAAAGAUAGCAAACCGGUUUUUUCUUCAUGGCUCUGACCUGAAUUCUCUUCAUCAAAACAUUCCUCCAGUGAUUCUCCCUGAAGAAUACGGGGGUACUGCAGGGAAGCUGGACAUCUCAGCAUGGAACGAGCUGCUGCUGGCCUCUGAAGAGGAUUUCCUGCUUGACUUCUCACAGCUGGUUCUCCCGUGUGACAGCUCUCCCCAUGACAUGCUAGUGAGCGGGGAUGCUGAUGAAAAGCAAUGUGAUGAUUCCUUGCGAGGCAUGAAACCCCAGCUCUAUUACUGCUACUAAGAGGUGAAGGGAAGCUUUAUAGCAGUAAAGACCUCUUCUGUUCUUGUAGGUGAUGUUGUGAACUCUGCCUUACUCCUAAACCUGCAGUUUAGGAACAGACUGCUGAGGCACUUUACACUGUAGAACCAAAGGAAGCUGAAGAAGGCACAGUGGGGGCAGGGCAGAGUUUGCAGAGGAUAAUGGGAAAGAGCAUACAGUUACCAAGUUAUAUAGAAUUCCUACAGCUAGUCAGCCUUUGGGGAAGGUGCAAACUUGCCAAUGUCUUCUAAUUAUCAAAACAGAAAUGCAGGAUGGUAAGUUCUGAUAGUUUCUUCUCCCCACCCCAGUUAAAAGUGGCCAUUUGCUAGCUUUAUGGUUGUCCAUUCCCUUCUCCUUCUGAAAGCACCCAUAAUCCAAGAAAAACAGCUGUCAGUUGCUUCUGAACCCUGUGAAAUGUAGUUCUGUCAGUGGAGAUUGCUUAAAACCAUAAGCGUUUCUUGGCCUGUCCCCUAUCAUUGGGUGCAGAUUGUGAGCUGGCAUUUCUGGAAUAUCUGAAUGAAUAUUUGGCUCAAAUUAACAUAGAAAGCUUUCUUAUCUAUGAAUAGCAGUAUGGGAAUUCUCUGAAACUUUCUCACAGCAAGAAGUUAACUAUUAAGACAGCAAUAUAACAGGAUAAACAGAAGCAAUCUUCAUUUUCAGAAGACAGUGAAUUUCUCAGAUCAGGUAAUGAGACUUUUGAUUAAAUACAAGUUCAGAUACUGAGGUUUGGGAACCCAAUGCAAAAAGCUGUCACCCACCUUUCCACGUUGUCAGUUGUUCUCUUCUGCAGCUGGUUGCAAUGAGAAAGUUGGUAAGUAACUCUCACAGAAUUUGUGAGGCAGCUUUGUAGCAGCUGGCUGAUGUAAGGAGCCAACAUUCCCUAGGAAAGCAAGGUGCUUCUUAAGCUUGCUGUGUUGGACAGGAUUUGAAUUUAACUCUUUGUGAAACCAAACGCAGACAGGCUAUUUAAAGCACAUUCUUAAAUUUUCUGGUAUUGUAGCAUUUUCUUAUUUUAUUUUUUUUACUGUGCCUGUCUGCACUUUUGUGAAAUGUUACAACUCCAGUUUCUGCUUUGUUGAUCUCUUUUGUCUUUAGUUGUCAUGUUCUUGUAUGAAGAUAGACUUGAAUCUCAUCUCUGGAAUGUUUACCCAUAACUUGUAUGCCUGUGCUUAAAGGUCCUCAUCUAGAAACAGAACUAAGACUCCAGUGUCACAUCAGGGUAAAGUAUCCUACAUUUUAA